AUGUCCGCCACUACUGAACAGCAGGCUCUGAAAGCUCAACUCGUAGAGCUGGGGGAAGAAUGGACGCCGGCCUGGGAAGCGGUUCUCGAGGCGUGCCCCGACUACUUUGCUGCCUACCUGAAAAUGCGCUCAGUUCCUCUCAAGAACCGGCACCUUUCUCGCAAGAUGCAAGAAUUGAUGCUUCUUGCAUGUGAUGCAUCUUGCACGCAUCUCUUCGAGCCAGGCAUUCGUCUCCAUACGGAAAACGCGUUGAAGGCCGGCGCGACCAAAGGCGAGGUCUUGGAGGUCCUAAUGAGGGCGAGCGUGCUAGGGAUCCAUGCCGUCAGCGUCGGUCUUCCAAUUCUAUUCGAAGUGUUGGUGGAAGAAGGAAAGAUGACGCAAGAAGAUCUGGAAGCACCCAACGAUGAGUAUAGGGAGCAGCUCAAGGCUGAUUUUACGGCGAAACGGGGCUUCUGGGCCCCGCAUUAUCAGAAGUUGAUCACAAUCGCACCCGAUUUCUUUGAUGCGUAUAUCACCUACUCCGCGGCACCGACCGAGUCUGGGGGCCAUCUUAGCCCCUGUGACAGAGAAUUAGUCUACACAGCGAUUGACUGCUCGACCACUCAUCUUUACGGCUAUGGUCUUAAAACUCACGUCAGGAAUGCUAUCAGAUUGGGUGCAACUCCAGAAAUGAUCGUAGAGGUCUAUGAGCUUGCAGCUCUGAUGGGCGCCCAGACGUUGCUACUAGGCGUGCCUGUAUUGAAGGAAGCUUUGGCGAAGCUCGGCUAG
Molecule: messenger RNA, 768 nt
Organism: Fonsecaea monophora
Lineage: Eukaryota; Fungi; Ascomycota; Eurotiomycetes; Chaetothyriales; Herpotrichiellaceae
Exons: 2
Coding region: 1-768 (255 amino acids)
Molecular function (GO): peroxiredoxin activity
Source: RefSeq, a predicted model, not a curated record